UUAUCGAUUCCAUACAAUUAGCAUUCUAUCUCCUCAGUAGUGCUACAUCUACAUAUAAACAACAAAUUAAGCACUUCAAAAAAGAGAGAUAGAAAUGGAGAGGUCGAUGAGUAAAGUUUUGGUGACUUUUGGUUUCAUUGUGGCAGUGUUCAUGCAACAUUCUUAUGUGGGUGCACAAACGGUGCAUGUUGUGGGAGAUACCAGUGGUUGGACCGUUCCUCCAAAUGGUGCAGCUUUCUAUCAAAAUUGGGCUGCUAAUAAGAAGUUCGUCGUUGGUGAUAUUCUAACUUUCAACUUCCCGACCAAUGCCCACGAUGUAGUCCAGGUUCCAAAAGAAUCAUUCGACGCAUGCAACUCCAAUAACGCAAUAGGCCAAAUCAUCACCACAGGCCCAACAAACAUAACAAUCGACUCCUCAGGAAACCUCUUCUUCAUCUGCACAAUCGGAGAUCACUGCGAGGGAGGCCAGAAGUUAUCCAUCACCGUCUCCGCCUCAGCUCCCGGCGCUUCGCCACCUUCCGGAAGCACUCCUGCUCCACCUCCACCUUCCACUACCGCUCCUCCUACCGCCCCGUCCCCCAAUGAAGCUUGUGCUCCCACUCCAUCAUCCUCUCCCACACCUUCAUCCACUGCUCCCGGAGGUUCUCCCGUCCCGCCACCACCUGGCUCUUCUUCGACCGCCGUUUUGGCCGGUGUCUCCUUGUCCUUCUUCUCCAUUGUCAUCGGCUUGUUCUUUUAGAUUUUUUCUUUUUUAAUUUUUAAUUUUGACGGUUCAUUCUUAUAGUUUUUACGAUUUUGGUUGUCAUUUUGGUUCAAUUGGUCUUUAUGCCAUUCAGUAUUUUUUUUAAGGUUGGUUAUAGAAAUUCAGAUUUUUAUUAGAAAGCACAAUAUCUGUAAGAUCUAGUACGACGUACUUCAUGAUCAAUAAAAAGGUUUCUUUGUAGAAAUCCUUCACAAUUA
Molecule: messenger RNA, 960 nt
Organism: Ziziphus jujuba (common jujube)
Lineage: Eukaryota; Viridiplantae; Streptophyta; Magnoliopsida; Rosales; Rhamnaceae
Product: cucumber peeling cupredoxin
Exons: 2
Coding region: 95-739 (214 amino acids)
Cellular component (GO): plasma membrane
Molecular function (GO): electron transfer activity
Source: RefSeq, a predicted model, not a curated record